AUGCUCGGACAAUUCCCAGCGACGUUUUGUGGAAGAUACAAGGAUGAAAUGGCUACCACAAAUGUUGCCCAGCGUUUAGCCCUGAACGGCAUCAAGGCCAGAGCGAGCAGCAGGUGA
Molecule: messenger RNA, 117 nt
Organism: Parastagonospora nodorum SN15
Lineage: Eukaryota; Fungi; Ascomycota; Dothideomycetes; Pleosporales; Phaeosphaeriaceae
Exons: 1
Coding region: 1-117 (38 amino acids)
Source: RefSeq, a predicted model, not a curated record